Molecule: messenger RNA, 991 nt
Organism: Larimichthys crocea (large yellow croaker)
Lineage: Eukaryota; Metazoa; Chordata; Actinopteri; Sciaenidae
Gene: cfap299
Product: cilia and flagella associated protein 299
Exons: 6
Coding region: 1-759 (252 amino acids)
Source: RefSeq, a predicted model, not a curated record
AUGGCGGUUGCCAUAGCAGCGUUUUACAACACAGACAGAGCGCGUGAAGAAGGAUACAGCACAGCCGCUCGCUCCCCCUGUUCUGUAACACAGUUUAAAGUCUACGAAGAAGAUUACCUCCACUCCAAAGUCACGUCAAUGGAUGCAUAUGACUUAAAAAACAGGGAGUUGGCCCGUAAGCUGGUGGAGCACGGCCACAAGGGCACGGUCCUGAGCAGGGAGGAAUUUGAGGAGAAGAAAGCAGCUGCACAGGCUCCAGAGGCUGUGAAGAGCAACACUUUCUACAGCAGGAGCCAACCAAUGACACUGGCAAGUGCAGGAAAAGAACUCAAAGAUAACUUCCUGAAAGCCCUGGCAGAGCGAGAGGAGGCCAACCGCAGUGGGAAAAUGACUUCAGUCAUUUUCAUAAGGGAUCAUAAUACUCUUGGACAGGAAGUAUCUGGCUAUAUAGACUACGCCCACAGACUCAAGACCCAAGAUUUUGAACCAUAUUUCAGCGGAAAGAAGAGGCUCAUGCCAGGACGCUCGGAUUUAUGCUACUACAAUUGGAAAACACAGGUGUCCACAUCUAAUUCGAGUCCUAACUUUGAGGUGAUUUAUGACGACCCUAACGGCCUUCUCUUUAAGAACAAGAGGGACAAGAAGAUCCUGAAUGUGGACCCCUUGUCUGGUUCCGGUGAGGACUCCAACAGGAUGUUCCUACAGUCGGACCUCUACAUCCAUGUCGUCGUCUACGACCACAACAUCAGGACGGUCUAAGUUUCAGCGGCUGCUGCCGACACAUUCAUACAUAUGGCACAUAUUGGAGUUUACUGGAAGCCUCUAAUUUGAGUGAGUUGCUGUAGUUGCACCAUCAUUUACAAACGGUUUCCCUCAUAUCAUGCAUGCCAUCUGGGUGGAGGUGCUGCAGUGAAAAAAUGACUUUAAACUGAAGAAUCCCAAAGGAAGAAGUUGAUGGACUGGUGUGACAGCCUGGAAGUUUCCUUGCAAA